Raphanus sativus (radish) is the source of this 1254-nucleotide messenger RNA. RefSeq lists its product as uncharacterized. NCBI's taxonomy places the organism in Eukaryota, Viridiplantae, Streptophyta, Magnoliopsida, Brassicales, Brassicaceae. The record is from RefSeq and is a predicted model, not a curated record. Gene Ontology annotation, cellular component: nucleus; cytoplasm. The coding region runs from base 29 to 1123 and encodes 364 amino acids. The transcript has 6 exons.
AUUUGAUAAUUUUCAUGAAAUUUCUGUCAUGUUUCCGGUAACCAAGAGUUUAUUCAGUCGUCUUCCUCUCGUACCAGCAACAAUGGCUCUUUCUGCCGUCGUUAGGGUUUACUCUACUACCCCUCCCACCUCUCCUUCCGAGGUUUCCGUCAAGAGAGUUGGUACUCAUAAUGGAAGCUUUCACUGCGACGAGGCUCUCGGUUGCUUCAUGAUCCGCCUCUCCGAUAAAUUCUCCGGCGCCGAUAUCGUCCGUACUCGUGACCCCAAGAUAUUGGGUGAGCUGGAUGCAGUGCUUGACGUUGGAGGUGUUUAUGAUCCCCACCAUGACCGCUAUGACCAUCACCAGAAAGGCUUUGAAGAGGUUUUCGGACACGGAUUCAACACCAAACUCAGCAGUGCUGGUCUCGUUUACAAGCAUUUUGGAAAGGAGAUCAUAGCUAAGGAACUUAACGCCGAGCAAGACCACCCUGAUGUCCUUCGCUUGUUUCUAGCUGUCUACAAGAGCUUUAUGGAGGCGAUUGAUGCUGUGGACAACGGAAUAAAUCAGUAUGAUACUGAUAAGCCUCCAAGAUAUGUGAACAACACACAUCUUUCUUCAAGGAUUGGAAGAUUAAAUCUGGAUUGGAUUGAUCCUGAUCAGUCACAGGAGAAGGAGAAUGAGGCUUUCCAGCUUGCAAUGGCUCUAGCUGGCGAAGAGUUCCUCCAAAGUGUUAGAUUUCAUGUAAGGUCGUGGUUACCGGCUCGAUCAAUAGUGAUGCAAUGUCUCGAAGAAAGAUUCAAGACUGACCCAAGUGGGGAGAUCAUGGUAUUGAAAAAGUUUUGCCCUUGGAAGCUUCACUUGUUCGAGCUUGAACAAGAGAUGAAGAUCGAACCCCUCAUCAAAUACGUCAUCUACGAGGACGAGCGAGGAAAGCAAUGGAGAGUUCAAGCAGUGGCGGUUGCACCGGACAGGUUUGAGAGCCGAAAGGGUCUUCCUGAGCAAUGGAGAGGACUGAGAGAUGAGCAACUCUCUGAAGCUGCUGAGAUCCCAGGUUGCGUAUUUGUUCACAUGAGCGGCUUUAUAGGCGGAAACCACUCCUUUGACGGCGCUUUAUCCAUGGCUCGAACUGCUCUCACUCUCUAAAUUCAAACCAAAAAAGCAUAAAGAGUAUAAAAGUACUUCUUUAUACUGUACAAUUUCUGUUUUUUCAGUUGAAGUGGUUAGCAAACAUUCCGUCGAACACUUAGAGGGCAAUACACGAUCGUUGCUGAAUA